Molecule: messenger RNA, 441 nt
Organism: Colletotrichum phormii
Lineage: Eukaryota; Fungi; Ascomycota; Sordariomycetes; Glomerellales; Glomerellaceae
Exons: 1
Coding region: 1-441 (146 amino acids)
Source: RefSeq, a predicted model, not a curated record
AUGGCUCCCCAUGCUGAAGACUCCUCAGCUGCCGCUGAUUACGCCGAGCGCGUCUUCCAACACCUAGAAGACAACCGGUCCUCCGACGCACCUGCCGACUUCUCGAACCCUCAAGCAGAGAAGCCCAAGGCCUUCCAAAGAUCGAAGACCGAAAAGCUCAAGGCCCAGCUGACGCAGCGUAACAACAGCACUUCUGAUAACGUCCAAUCACAUUUCAAAUCUGGUAAGUUCCGCUUCCAACACACCGGAUCCUUCGGCGACGGUCUUGUGAAGGAGCUUGUUGCUACCUACGAUGCUCGAUCUCACCGUUCCGAGGAGCCAGGUAAAGAAUUGACUCGACGUAAGCGUGUACUUGCAAAAGAUUCCGAUGCCGUAGCUGGUGGUGAAAGUGAGGAGGAUGAGAAGGACUGGGUCAAGGUUGUUGAUGCGGACUUAGAUUAA